CUCAAAUAAGCUUCAAACCCCAAAAUAUCCGUUUUUGGCAUUUGAUCGUGCGAGCUCCCUUUUUGAUCCCACGUUUUUUCCUCUUCUCUUCUAAAACCCUAAUAAUCAUCAAGCAUCGAAGAUAUUGAGAGCAACAAGAUUUACGUCAACAGGGAAGAAAAGGGAAAAUGAAGGGGCUGUUCAAAUCAAAGCCCCCAACACCGGUGGAGCUGGUGCAGCAAACGCGUGAGCUUCUUGCUUACGCUCUCAGCAACACCGAGACCCGUGAACGCAAACGAACAGAGAAGAUUGCAGAACUAGACAAAUUGAUUUUGGAUAUAAGAACAGUUCUUUAUGGUGACGGUCAAGUGGAGCCAAGUUCAGAUGCUUGUGCACAAUUGACCAAGGAGUUCUUUCAACAGGAUACAUUUCGCCUUCUCAUCCUUUGUCUUCCAACUUUGAAUUCAGGGGCCCGUCAAAAUGCUACUCAUGUGAUUGCAAAUUUACAAAGACAAAGGGUAAAUUCAAAGCUAAUUGCUUCCGAGUAUUUGGAAAAUAACUUGGAUAUUAUGGAUAUUUUGAUACCUGGUUAUGAAGAUAGUGAUAUUGCUUGGACUUAUGGUUCAAUUUCAAGGGAGUGCAUCCGUCAUCAGAGUGUUGCUAAGUAUGUCUUGGUAUCAGAGCAUAUGAAGAAGUUUUUUGAUUAUCUACAAAAUCCAAAUUUCGACAUAGCAUCAGAUGCUCAAGCAACUUUUAAAGAGCUUUUGAUAAGGCAUAAAUCUACUGUGGCUGGAUUCCUUUCUGCAAAUUAUGACUGGUUUUUCCAGGAAUACAAUUCCCAACUGCUGCAAUCUGAAAGCUACAUCACCAGACGACAUGCUAUCAAGCUCCUUGGAGAUAUGUUGCUAGAUCGUUCAAAUGCUUCUGUGAUGGUUCGGUAUGUGAGCUCAUUAGAUAACAUGAGGAUCAUGAUGAAUCUUCUCAGGGAUUCAAAGAAGACAAUAAAACUAGAUACCUUUCACGUGUUCAAGCUAUUUGUUGCAAAUCAAAAUAAGCCUCCUGAGAUCAUCAGCAUCCUUGUGACAAAUAGGAGCAAGCUCCUGCGCUUCUUUAGUGAAUUCAACAUUGAUAAAGAGGAUGAACAGUUUGAAGCAGACAAAUCCCAAAUCAUCAAAGAGAUUGCCAACCUGCAAUCCACAGAUCGUUCAUGCCAAGAUUUAGAUAAUUGUGAUGCUCCAUGUUAAUUUCCAUACAUUUUUUUUAGCUAAAUUAUUGUACUAUACUUAAA
Messenger RNA from Theobroma umbraticum, 1267 nucleotides. RefSeq names its product putative MO25-like protein At5g47540. NCBI's taxonomy places the organism in Eukaryota, Viridiplantae, Streptophyta, Magnoliopsida, Malvales, Malvaceae. Gene Ontology annotation, molecular function: protein serine/threonine kinase activator activity. The record is from RefSeq and is a predicted model, not a curated record. Gene Ontology annotation, biological process: intracellular signal transduction.